This is a messenger RNA of Argentina anserina (silverweed cinquefoil), 1824 nucleotides long. RefSeq lists its product as uncharacterized. The transcript is spliced from 13 exons. The coding region runs from base 73 to 1443 and encodes 456 amino acids. The record is from RefSeq and is a predicted model, not a curated record. Lineage: Eukaryota; Viridiplantae; Streptophyta; Magnoliopsida; Rosales; Rosaceae.
GCUUCUCAGUUUCUGAAAAUUUUCACAAAAACCAAAGACAGAGAGAAGACCAAACGCUUCGUCACUCAACCGAUGAUGGACUUGGAUCAACUUCUCGAACUCGACAACGACGACCCAGUUCUCAAACCCCUUCCUAAGAAAAGGAAGAAGGUUAUUGGGUUGGAUGAUCUUUUGACUGAUUUCUACAAGGAAGAAGGCAAACUUGUCGAAAAGGCCGCAAGGAAGGCAAGGGCAGCGGCGAGGCAGAGGGAUGAUUCAGAUGAGGAAGAUGAUGAUAGAGAGGCUUCCCUCUGUCAGUUUGUUGAUACAUGCGAAAACAAGAUAAAUGGUAUAGGUGGUAAGGACGAUAUCUUUUUGUGGGGGAUAUGUGUUUUCGGAGACCAGAAAUCACCACCUCCUGUAGCUUUUCCCGAGCUUGAAAGUUGCACAAUCUUGCAGUCUUUCAUGAAUAACAAGCUGAAUUCUGAGUUUGAGAUCUGUACCGACAAUGGAGACACUUUGCUAGAAGGGUUACUAGUAAAUGGCUGGCUUUCAAAAGUGGUUUUUGCUAGAAGUCAUGUGGAAAAGUCUGUAGCCAUGUGGACCUUUAAUUUGAUGGUAUAUUCAUCAAAUGAAGAUUUGAGGACAUCUGCUUGUGACUUCUGGUGUGCUAUUCUCUCAUCAAAAAAUCAGGUUAAAAUCGAUUGGCUCCCUAGCUAUUCUGAGUUAAAAUUGGCUCUCAAAAACUAUGGUUUUCUGUUCAACUCUUCCAAUACCGAAUAUGUUCAUUCCAAUUCUGCUCGUCCAGGUCCAGCCCAGAAUAUUAGAGCGUUAAUCAAGUAUGUAACUACUUCUUGUCAAGUGAGGAUCAAAACAGCUAUAUACUUGACCUCAGAAGCAGAAGAGUUGAUAGAGAUUAUAACAUAUCUGUUCUUAGACCGCCAGCUUCAAGGUCUGUUUGUGCUUUUGAACGAAUGCAUGCAGUCAGCUAUCAGUUACUUCACAGACGAUGAAUGGGAAUCUAGCUGUGAGAAGAUUGCAAAAUCUCUUGCUCGCAGAAUCCCGAAGGAUGUGAACUGCUUAAGAAUCGUAGAAUGCAUUUCGGGAGCCAAUUAUCACAGCAAGAUGCUUAGAAGUGUGGUUGCCUAUCAAAUUCUUCAUAGUUGUUUUGAUUUUAAGGCCCGUGAUGAAGUAGAGCUCCUAAAUUUGCUAAUCUCAAUUAAUGUGAAGAAAGACUGUGACUUCUUCAUGCUGUAUGUAUACUUGGUUCUAGCUGAGAAUUGGCUCUUGUCUGAUCAACUGGGUGACGAGAAACAAGUCUUGAAUGAAAUGUGGCGUCUGUACUUACAAAACUGUUCUUGCCUGAUCGCCAGUACAGAUCUGAGAUCUUUUGCCUCUAAGGUUCGUAAUAAGGCGUCAUAUCUUUUGCAAGGCACCAUCACCAAUGAAAUAUCAUCAAAUUGAAACAAAGGGUAGUGAUGGGAAGAAGCAGGUGGAACAUCCCAUUGAUUUGUCGAAGUCAGUGAUUUGCAAAUUACUGGGAUUUGUGUUCAAAACUAGCCCUUUUUCUGAGGUUGAACAUGAACUUCCAGAUGCUGUGUAUUUGAGCCAUAGUGGGUUUGCCUCUACUAGUAAUAUGGUCAAUUUUGUAAAUGCUUGAUACUUGUUUGACAAAUCCAAUCUAGCAGAGGCUUAUUCCCUACUAUAAUUGAAUUCCUAUAUAAACCCUAACUGGUGGGAUUUAAGUUGCGUAUUCAACAGGAUUUGAAUCUAAAACAAUUAAACAAAUGCCUUUCUGGCGUUACUAAGCAAGGUAGCUAGUUUUUUCCGUUCUCUCCAUCUCAA